AUGGGCCUUCACCUAUCUCAGCUCUGCCGAAAGCCGUCUGGAAAGGAUCGAGAAGCGAGAGAAGUGACCUCGAAUAUAGAGCACACGCAAGAGAAAGCCUUCGCGGUGCUGAACGAUUACUUGGGCCUUGAGAGUCCAUUGCCACUCGAUUUGGCUGUAGAGUCCCUCUUGAAGCUCUUGCCUACGGAUGCUCCCGACUCUGAGGAGAUCUGUAGAUUUGGAGAGGACUGCUUUGAGCUCGCUGAGAUGGCUUCUUAUAAAACUUUGUCACAUUCGAGAUUGGCCCAAUUGCUUGAGGCUCUUGGUCUUUCAAGUCAUUUCACAUUCCUUGCCAAAGAGAAUGGCAGAGUCUGGCGUUUCAACCUCCUCAAACAUUCCAUGGAAGACUUUUGCGAAGGUCCUGAUAGCGACAAUCCCGACAGAUAUGUGAACUAUAACUCAUUCUUAGCUCAUUUAUACGAACAUCGUAUUUUCCCGACGGAUCCCACAUAUGCUCUGUGGGCUAUGCGUGCUGCCUUUGAAGACGAAAGAAGCCACGAGGGGAAGGAAGUUCGCAGCUCCUGGAUUCUGGGAGCAGCGCAGUGGAUUUUGUGGAAUGGGCAAAGUAUAUUCAACCUCAUCCUGGAGCCAGCUCUCUAUGAUGUAACAUAUGAGACUUGGCCGGAUAGAGGGGCAUGGGACUCUGGUAGCCUUUACAAUGGCACAACCGGUCUUUCCCUCGAAAGGUGGCAGUUUUGGAAGCGGCGAUUCGGGGAGGUUUCGAAGGAUUCUAACGUUACAGAUGAGUGCAAGAUGGUCUCCGCUAGGGCCAUGGCGAUGAUGGAUCUAUUUGAAAAGCAUAUGACGUUUUAG
Molecule: messenger RNA, 852 nt
Organism: Penicillium cataractarum
Lineage: Eukaryota; Fungi; Ascomycota; Eurotiomycetes; Eurotiales; Aspergillaceae
Product: DUF3632 domain-containing protein
Exons: 3
Coding region: 1-852 (283 amino acids)
Source: RefSeq, a predicted model, not a curated record